AUGAGCGUCUCCGCGACGAUGAAGCGCCUCGUGCUCGUGGAGGCCUCCGGCGACGACCUCACCGACGCCAAGCUCGAGCUCGAGGAGUGCCCGACGCCGACGCCCAAGGCCACGGAGGUGCUCGUCAAGGUCGCGGCGGCGCCGAUCAACCCGAGCGACUACGGGUCCUGGCGCAGCAAGCGCGGCGACGGCCCCGUGCCCAUCGGCAACGAGGGCAGCGGCGUCGUCGUCGCCGUCGGCUCGGUGAUCGCGGCGACCGUGGCGGGGCUCCGCGUCGGCGCCAAGGUCGGCUUCGUCGGCGCGAAGAAGCAGGGCGCCUACAGCGAAUACGUAGCCGCGCCGCUCGCGACGACCUUCGCCAUGCCCGACGCUCUGCCCGUCGAGGACGCGUGCUCCUUCUUCGUGAACCCGUUCACGGCCUAUGGAAUUUUGAAGGAGGCCAACGGCCGGCCCUUCGUGCACACGGCCGCGGCGUCGCAACUGGGCCAGAUGCUCGUGAAGCUGGCCAAGCUCGAGGGCGCCGGCGACGCGCUGCUGAACGUCGUCCGCUCGGAGAAGCAGAAGGCGAUCCUGGAGAGCCUCGGGGCCGCGCACGUCGUCGUCGUCGCCGACGCGAAGACCGACGAGGCGGGCGUCGCCGCGCUCAAGGCGAAGAUGGCCGAGCUCAAGGUGACCUGCGCCUUCGACGCCGUCGCCGGCGCGAUGGCGGGCUGCCUCUUCACGAACCUGCCGCCGAAGGCGACGCUCUACUCGUACGGUCGGCUCUCGGGCGACAUCGAGGGCGUCGCGCCCGUGGAUCUGAUCUACCGCGGCAAGAAGCUCGAGGGCUUCUUUUUGACGGCGUGGCUCACGGGCGGCUUCCCCGGCGCGAGGCUCCUGAGCGCCGCGGCCAAGGUCCGCGCGGGCCUGGGCGAGGGCGGCUGGUGCGCGACGACCUUCGUCGACUGCGCGCCCGAGGCCAUGUGGGACAAGUUCGUCGACAUGUACACGACGACGGGCUUCACGGACCGCAAGCUCCGGAUCCGCUUCCCGGAGUAG
Messenger RNA from Aureococcus anophagefferens, 1038 nucleotides. RefSeq lists its product as hypothetical. The transcript has a single exon. Bases 1 to 1038 code for a protein of 345 amino acids. The record is from RefSeq and is a predicted model, not a curated record. Gene Ontology annotation, molecular function: oxidoreductase activity. NCBI's taxonomy places the organism in Eukaryota, Pelagophyceae, Pelagomonadales, Pelagomonadaceae.